CUCUCUUUUCCACCUCCUCCACACAUAAACACGCACGCAUAUUCCUUUCUUUUCUUCCAUUGAUGCUUCCUAUCAAGACUACUGUCGCUGCUGCACGCUUGCAAAGCUCUCUUCGCACUCAAGGAGUCCGAUCCUUACAGCAACUGCUUCCGAAGAGUUCUUUCACCACAACUCAAAUCAUUUGUGCCACAAAAAAUGCUCGCCUUGCUACUUCUUUCUCUGCUUCCUUCUUGACAUCCUCGAGGACAGCGUAUGCCUCGUCCAUAUCAGGAAGUAAAUUACCCCUUACUGCUGACAAAUACCCUUAUCUCAAGCGAAAUCAGUCCUACAAGAAGCUUGCGGAUAAGGAUAUUGAUUAUUUCAAAUCUAUUCUCGCUCCUUCAGCAAUUUCCCAGGACGAGGAAGAUCUGGAAGCUUUCAAUAUUGACUGGAUGCAAAAAUAUCGUGGUCAGUCCAAAUUGGUGUUGAAGCCAUCUUCUACUGAUCAGGUUUCCAAAAUCCUUAAAUACUGCAAUGAUAACAAAUUGGCAGUGGUCCCUCAAGGCGGGAAUACUGGUCUGGUAGGCGGUGGAGUGCCUGUGUUUGAUGAAAUCAUUAUUUCUACUGCUAACAUGAACUCAAUCAGAAGUUUUGAUACUGUCUCAGGCGCAUUAGUAUGUGACGCAGGGUGCAUUUUGGAGGUAUUAGACAACUAUUUGGCAGAAAAAGGAUAUAUUAUGCCACUGGAUUUAGGCGCUAAGGGGAGUUGCCAUAUCGGAGGCAAUGUCGCCACGAACGCUGGCGGAUUGAGGCUUUUGCGUUAUGGGUCCCUUCACGGUACAGUCCUCGGACUCGAAGCCGUCUUGCCCGAUGGCACCAUUCUGGACAACCUCUCAACACUCCGUAAGGACAACACGGGUUAUGACUUGAAGCAACUGUUCAUUGGCUCUGAAGGAACUCUAGGCAUCAUCACUGGAGUCUCAAUCAUGGUGCCCAAACGCUCCAAGGCUGUGAAUGUGGCACUUUUGGGCGUCAGUAGCUUUGAACAAGUUCAGGCUGCAUACAAGAGAUCUAAAGAUGAAUUAUCUGAAAUUUUAUCCGCUUUUGAAUUUUUUGAUGGAGCCUCGAUUGAUCUGGUCAAGAAGCAUCUGGUCGCUGGCAAGAACGACCCUCUGGAGUCACAGCAUCCUUUCUAUGUUCUUAUCGAGACUAGUGGAAGCAACAAAGAUCAUGAUGAUGAGAAGCUGAACAGCUUCCUCGAAGGACUAUUGACAGAUGACAUUGUUCAAGAUGGCGUCAUGGCACAGGACACAACCCAGUUUAAGAAUUUAUGGGCUAUUCGUGAAGGUAUCCCAGAGGCAUGUUCCAAGACCGGAUCAGUGUAUAAAUAUGAUCUCUCAAUUCCUGUACCAGUAUUUUAUCAGAUGGUUGAGGAUAUGCGUGCUCGACUUGAUCAGGAGGGCGUAUUGGGCGAAGAUAAGGAUGUUCGCUGUGUCGUCGGCUUUGGACACAUUGGUGAUGGAAACUUGCAUCUCAAUAUUGCUGCAAAAAACUAUUCAGAAAAGGUGACCAAUAUCAUUGAGCCGUAUGUGUAUGAAUGGACGGCAAAGUACGCAGGGUCAAUUUCAUCCGAGCAUGGUCUCGGCCUUUUCAAAUCGCCUCAUCUUCAUUACUCCAAAUCGUCAUCUAUGAUUCAGUUGAUGCGACGAGUCAAGGAUAUGAUAGAUCCCAAUGGAAUCAUGAACCCAUACAAAUACCUACCCGAGAAGUAGUAACCUAUACUAUAUAGACUAGACAUGUACAGAAACGCAUUAUGAU
This is a messenger RNA of Lobosporangium transversale, 1797 nucleotides long. Its product is annotated as D-lactate dehydrogenase 2 mitochondrial precursor. The record is from RefSeq and is a predicted model, not a curated record. The coding region runs from base 63 to 1751 and encodes 562 amino acids. Gene Ontology annotation, cellular component: mitochondrion. NCBI's taxonomy places the organism in Eukaryota, Fungi, Mortierellomycota, Mortierellomycetes, Mortierellales, Mortierellaceae. Gene Ontology annotation, molecular function: FAD binding; catalytic activity. The transcript has 5 exons.